AUGAAGCCUCAGGACCCACAGGAAUGGGAGGCCGCUGGUAGUGAGUACUCAGAGAUCAAGAUCCACAAGGAGGGGGCUGAGGGCCAGAGGGAGCCCUGGGAAAACAACAAGGGUUACCAGCUGCAAGUGCCGGAGCUGGUGAGGGUGCAGGAGGGCCUGUGUGUGCGGGUGCCGUGCACUGUCUUCUACCCCCGGGAUGGCUGGACUGAUUCUACCUCAGCUCACGGCUACUGGUUCCAGGAAGGGGCCAGUGCACACCAGGAUGCUCCAGUGACCACUAACAACCCAGAUCGAAAAGUGCAGGAGGAGACCCAGGGCCGAUUCCACCUCCUUGGGGACCCCUGGACCUACAACUGCUCCCUGGACACCAGAGACACCAGGAGGAUAGAUGAUGGAAAAUACUUUUUUAAGGUGGAGAGAGGAAGUGCAAAAUGGAAUUACAUAUCUAACCAUCUCACCGUGAGUGUGAUGACCCUGACCCACAAACCCGACAUCCUCAUCCCAGGGACCCUGGAGGCCAGCUGCCCCAGAAACCUGACCUGCUCUGUGCCCUGGGCCUAUGAGCGGGGCACGCCACCCAUCUUCUCCUGGAGGACAGCUGCCCUCACCUCCCUGGGCCCCAGGACCCACCUGUCCUCAGUGCUCACCCUCACCCCACGGCCCCAGGACCACGGCGCCAACCUCAUUUGUCAAGUGAAGUUCCCUGCAUCUGGUGUGAUCAUGGAAAGCAGCAUCCAGCUCAACAUCACCUGUGUUCCAGAGAACCCAGCUAUUGGUGUCUGUCUCGGGUACGGCACAGGUAGGAAGGAACCCCUCCCAGGCUGUAGGGAGCAGGGCCUCUUCCAGCUCAGGGCAGGGCUGGAUCCCUGCCUCACCAUGGACUCACUCCAAUGAC
Ceratotherium simum simum (southern white rhinoceros) is the source of this 895-nucleotide messenger RNA. RefSeq names its product sialic acid-binding Ig-like lectin 8. NCBI's taxonomy places the organism in Eukaryota, Metazoa, Chordata, Mammalia, Perissodactyla, Rhinocerotidae. The record is from RefSeq and is a predicted model, not a curated record. Gene Ontology annotation, cellular component: plasma membrane. Gene Ontology annotation, molecular function: sialic acid binding. Gene Ontology annotation, biological process: cell adhesion.